Vitrella brassicaformis is the source of this 1833-nucleotide messenger RNA. Lineage: Eukaryota; Vitrellaceae. The record is from the annotation of a GenBank genome assembly.
GCUGAUGCCGUUCGUUGAGGGUGUGUGUUGCGUGAGUGUUCAUAGCCAUGACGCGGACACGUACGUUCCAAACGAGUCCGUCGAAUAAGUCUCACUCACAGCAGUCUUCUGCAUUGCCACCCAAGUGUUGCCAGCACCCAUCAGCAAGGGACAGGCAUGGCUAGGAGCCUGCCAACCAUGCCCGAGCCUGCCUGACAGGUCUGCCCUGCUGUCGUUUUUCUUGGCAAUGUCGAUGAACGGCUGCAACUCGAGUGCUUCGAUUUGCAGCCAUUCAUUGACAUGGCCAAGAAGAACGACAGCAGGUGGGUAUGUGGAUGACGCCACACACACAGCAGGCACAGCAGACCAAGCAAGGAGUUCAAACCACCAAGUGACACAGCAGACAGUGCCGGGGCGGUCAAAGCGAGGCAACACACACACACACACACACACAGGAAAAAGCCGAAUCUGCUCGGUCUGUCACACACGCCUCCAUACUUGCGAGGUCAGCAAUCGUUGCUGCCUGGCUUGCUCCCCCGCACCACGCACAAAGUGACCGACACACGUGCACACACACAGGGGAGUGUGUGUGUCACACAGCCUUAGUCGAGUCAGUCGUCAAAAUGAAAAAUCUGUUUCGCAUAUUCGCACACAGACACGUAGGUACGUACGCACAGCAAUAAGGCCAAUUAAGGUAUGCAGAGGUCGGCGGCUGUGUGGGUGUGUGGGUGUGUGGGUAUGUGGGCGAGAGGCGCGCUGCCUGCCUCUCGUAUGGAAGGGCAACCGACAGGCAUGUGUGUGGGUGUGUGUGUCUGUGUCUACCUACGUGUGUGCUGCGGCCUGCCGGAGGGCCUCGCCGCUGACGCACUUCUGUAGGUGUCACUCACGAUAGGCAGCCAGAUCAGUGGGGAGUGAUCCGUACCAGAUGUGAGCGACUCCAAGAGUACGUCACCGGAGGGGCCCUCCUGUGUGUGGCUGUGACCUCUGUCUGGAUGGAAAAUCGAUCGAGGCAGACAAGGCAGACAGACAGGCAGUAGUGGGAAGCCUUACUUACGGUAGCGGACUAUCGACAGGAAAAAACCCUCUCUCUCACAUAAUAUGCCCAGACUCAACGAACGGCCAAAAACACCCGACAUGUUUGCCCACCUACCCCUCCCCCUCCUUCCUCUCCCUCUCCGCUCGCUGGUAAGGACACUCGUCCUUUCGGUAUAGCACACGCAAAAAACACACGAACGCACGCACAGUCACGCAAUGAAGUCAACGCACUUGUCUCUGGGCCAUGCCAUCCCUGUCAGUCAGGGUCAGUCAGAACAUGGGUAUGGCCCAUGCCGAGUUGCAGUUGAGCAGGCCGCCGGCGAAGAAGGCCACGAUGAAGGACAGCACCAGUCCGGACGCUGAUGGAGUCUGGGAGGACGGAUGGGGCAUGGAGAUCUGGCAAGGCUGGAUCUCUGCGGGAGCUGGUGGCGGAGAUGACACAGCCUGAAACCCCACCAGCAACGCAAGACACAGAUUCACACACACGGAUGGCAAGAUCUGUGCAUCGAGAUCGUGAUGCCUCCUCACCUUUUCUGCGUCAGAAUCGUCUCCUGCCGUCCGCUUGGUCAUGACGUCUCGGAUAGUGAGCUCGACGGUGAGGACGAGCAGCGCGGUGGCCAGAAGGAUGAUGGCGCAGUGGCUGGCGAUAAACAAGACCCGCACAUGAGGCUUGCUGGUCAUAGGGGGGAGGGAGGCAGGGAGAGAGGGAGUGGGAGAAGGGAACGGCAGCAAGGAACGGCAGCGAACGAAAAGGAAAGAAAGAGUCUUGAAAGAUGCGCUGCCGAUCACUGCCGUCCACCUCCCUGCGCUCGGCUCGCU